Messenger RNA from Labrus bergylta (ballan wrasse), 1476 nucleotides. RefSeq names its product immunoglobulin kappa light chain-like. The record is from RefSeq and is a predicted model, not a curated record. NCBI's taxonomy places the organism in Eukaryota, Metazoa, Chordata, Actinopteri, Labriformes, Labridae. Gene Ontology annotation, biological process: response to bacterium.
GACGUACAGCGUCACACCAGGCUGACCAAUCAAACGCAGUCUUGUUAUUUAAGAGUGGAGAAGGUACUGAGAGUCUUUUCAUUCAAUACAGGAACUCCAACACGUCGACAUCUACAAUGUUUGUCUGCUUUUUGAUUCAUUUGUUCUUUGGGGGAAUGGCUCAGCUGACUUAUCAGGAAUCAUCCGUCUCUAUUCAUCAAGAGAGACGUUUCGUCUCAGCUGAAGUUGGACACACUGUGACACUGCAAUGUUUUUAUGAAGGUGAAGACUCAGCAUGGCUUUACUGGUAUAAACAAAGUCUGGGUCAGACACCAAGGCUUAUUUCUACAUUCUUUGUGUAUGAUACAAGAAUAACUUUCCAGGAUGAAUUUAAUGACAAAUCACGUUUCACACUCCACACUAAAAACAAAUUAAAUCACUUGAUAAUUUUGAAUUUGAAAGUUUCAGACUCAGCUACUUACUACUGCGCAUGUAGCUAUAAAUAUGUAUUACAUUUCACGGAGGGCACUAUAGUCAGUGUAAAGGACUCAGGUUGGAAUGUCCCAGCUUUAGUCCAUCAGUCUGCAUCUGAGACCAUCCAGCCAGGAGGCUCUGUGACUCUGAACUGUACAGUCCACACUGGGACCUGUGACGGGGAACACAGUGUUUACUGGUUCAAAAACUCUGAAGAGUCUCACCAGGAAAUCAUUUACACCCACGGAGACAGUAAUGAUCAGUGUGAGAAGAAUACAAAAACAGACAGCUGUGUCUACAACUUGCCGAUGAAGAGCCUGAAUAUUUCUGAUGCUGGGACCUACUACUGCGCUGUUGCUUCAUGUGGACGCAUUCUGUUUGGAAACGGGACCAAGCUGGACUUUGAAGUAUCUGCAGACUCUUUCUUCUGGAGGGGAGCUGUGACAUUGACCUCCAUGCUCUCUGCUUUACUGGCCUUCACAGUCUGCAUGAUGAAGAAGAGGAACAGCAGCCGCUCUCCAGAGUCUGAAAACUGCUUCUCAGCUUCAUCUACCACCACAGCAGAGGGUUACCGAGAAAAAUUUCACCUCUAUUAUCUCGCUGUCAACCUGACCGACAGCUCAAGAGCACAGAGUGAUCCAACCUGGAGUGAAUGUGUGUACCACGGCUUAAGGAGCUAAAAGUACACCUGUUACAUUUGUGCUUUUAAAGUGAGACACUUUUUCUAUCGGUUGGGUCUCCAGGAAAUGUAACAGAUAUUUUUUUUUUCCAAACUGAAGAAGGUAAAACAUCAUCUGAAAUGAUUUAAUUUUCUUUUAUAUACAUAUUCAUUACUUGUGAAUAAGAAAUUCAUUCUUGCAUAUUAUUAGCCAUAUUUUGAAGUUCCAUUAUUUGAUGCUGUAGAAGCUUUUAAGGACUUGUUUUAAACUGUAUUAUUUGUUUGUACUUUUUUAGAUUUUAACUAGACCAAUAUCAUGAAUGUAAACUGUUUGACAUAAAUGAUCCAAUAAACUGCUAAUUAAA